GGAGAGCCUAGAGAAGAUCCAAAGAUGUGGAUGGGUGAGCACACUACUGUCCAGCCAUGAGCACUAUGCUGAGCCCCAAGAUCAGACAGACAAGGCGAGCCAGGUCUAAGAGCAUGGUGAUGGGAGAGCUGACGCGGGCCUCGAGCAGGUCGUCCUCUCCAAGUCUUCAGGAGAAAGCAAUAAAAGCCGGUUGGCUGAAGAAGCAGCGCAGCAUCAUGAAGAACUGGCAGCUGCGCUGGUUCGUGCUGCGAACUGACCAACUGUAUUUUUACAAAGAUGAAGAGGAAACCAAACCACAGGGCUGUAUCCCAUUACACGGCUGCCAAGUCAACGAGCUAAGUGUCAAUCCUGAAGAGCCGGGAAGACAUCUUUUUGAGAUAGUUCCAGGUGGUACAGGAGAAAAGGACAGAUCAGCCCUGAGCCAUGAGGCGUUUCUACUUAUGGCUAACUCCCAGAAUGAAAUGGAGGACUGGGUCAAAGCCAUCCGGCGUGUAAUUUGGGCUCCUUUUGGCGGAGGGAUUUUUGGCCAGCAUCUGGAAGACACAGUGCAAUAUGAGAAAAAGUUUGGGACCCGGCUGGCACCUCUACUGGUGGAGCAGUGUGUGGACUUCAUACGGGAACAGGGUCUGAAUGAGGAGGGCCUCUUUCGCAUGCCAGGACAGGCAAAUCUGGUCAAAGAGCUCCAGGAUGCUUUCGACUGUGGUGACAAACCUUCGUUUGACAGUAACACUGAUGUUCACACGGUGGCCUCUCUGCUGAAGCUUUACCUCAGGGAGCUGCCUGAACCCGUCAUCCCCUUCAGUAAAUAUGAGGACUUUCUCACCUGCGCCCAGCUCCUGCUCAAAGACGAGGAAGUGGGACUAGGUGAGCUUGCAAAGCAAGUGAAGACUCUUCCUCAAGCCAACUACAACCUACUGAAAUACAUUUGCAAAUUCUUGGAUGAAGUCCAGUCUCACUCAAAUGAAAAUAAGAUGAGUGUGCAAAAUCUUGCUACAGUAUUUGGACCAAAUAUCCUAAGACCUAAAAUGGAGGACUAUGUUACAAUGAUGGAGGGAACUUCUCAGGUGCAGCACUUGAUGACAGUGCUGAUCAGUGAGCAUGAGAGGCUGUAUAAAAGCUUGGAGGUUGAGCAAUCCUCAGAGCAGAAAGAGGCUCAGGGUCAGCGCAGCAGGGUAGCCUGGUUGUCAGAGGAGGAAAUUCAGAGCUGUCCAUCUCCCAGCCAGACCUCCAGCCUUCCUGAUCACAAAUGUAGCAGUGCCGCAUCUUUGGAUAUAAACAUGGGUGUGCCCACCAAUGCCAAACAGACACCUCAGGGAUUAGCAGUGAGCCCUAGUAAGCAAGUAAAGUCCCUCCCUUCAUGGAAAUAUUCUUUUAAAGGGAGUAAUGCUCGGGCUCAGAUUCCUAAGAUUGGAGGAUCAACUGUGGACGUGUCCAGUACUGGGAACUGGCUGAUGAACGGCCUAUCAUCUCUGAGAAGCCAUCGCCGUACCUCUUCGGGAGAGCGUGUGGGCAAGGAUUCUGUGCUGUCUAAUCGACUUUCUACUUACGACAAUGUGACAUUAUCCAGUGUAAGUGUGCCCAGUGUAGCCAGCACGCCCUGGUCCACAUCAUCAUGUGAGAUAUCAGUAGUAAACUCUGUGGGCAGCGACGCCCCUGUACUGAGCUCAGAUAAGGGCGAGUGGAUGGCUGAAGAGAAGAAAAUGACAAAGAGCAGUGAAGAACUGGAGUUGUGUGUAAGCAGUGCAGGAUGCAGUGAGUAUGGGAAUGUGGAUGAAAAUGGAGACAUGUCUGGGGAUGCAGAAGACUCGCAAGCACUUAGCAGCCUUAUAACAGAACUGAGGGACGAGCUGAAGAAACAGAAGAUUAAUUAUGAAGCCCGAAUAAAAAAACUGGAAGAGAACAGUGCAUCGCUGAGUAAGCAGGUCGACAGGCUAGAAGAGGAGCUAGACCAGGAGAGAAAGAAAUACAGGAUGUUAGAAAUUAAACUUCGGAACUCAGAGCGGGCCCGUGAGGAUGCAGAGAACCGAAACAAACUACUGCAGAGUGAGAUGGAGGAGUUCUUCUCCACAUUAGGAGAUCUAACACUUGGUACAAGGACAAGCAAAAUGUAACAGUGAACAUGGACACAUUGUGUACUUGUUCUAGAUGGAACUUAAAUUUCUGUACUCAUGUAUCAUGGGUAUUCUGGAGCAAUUUUGUGCUGUUUUAUCACAGCAUCUUGGGACUGUUAUCUUAUGUAACAUAUCUGUUUUGUCCUGAAUCUUUAGCCUGAAGUUUUAUCAUAUGUUUAAAUUAUUAUCUCCAUCACUGGAUUCUCAAUCAUCUCACAUCACUACUGCAAAAAUGAUACCAAAGCAUGAUUUCUGGGGUUGUUUGCAAUAGAUAUGAUUCUGGUUGCUGACUCACUUACUAUUGUCUAUUAAUAAUAGUAAAUUAUUUCCA
Messenger RNA from Trichomycterus rosablanca, 2442 nucleotides. RefSeq names its product Rho GTPase activating protein 22 (gene arhgap22a). The record is from RefSeq and is a predicted model, not a curated record. Gene Ontology annotation, biological process: signal transduction; activation of GTPase activity. NCBI's taxonomy places the organism in Eukaryota, Metazoa, Chordata, Actinopteri, Siluriformes, Trichomycteridae. Gene Ontology annotation, molecular function: GTPase activator activity. The coding region runs from base 57 to 2111 and encodes 684 amino acids. The transcript is spliced from 10 exons. Gene Ontology annotation, cellular component: focal adhesion.